This is a messenger RNA of Silurus meridionalis, 3327 nucleotides long. RefSeq names its product neuroepithelial cell transforming 1 (gene net1). Gene Ontology annotation, biological process: positive regulation of Rho protein signal transduction; intracellular signal transduction. Gene Ontology annotation, molecular function: guanyl-nucleotide exchange factor activity. The transcript is spliced from 11 exons. Lineage: Eukaryota; Metazoa; Chordata; Actinopteri; Siluriformes; Siluridae. The record is from RefSeq and is a predicted model, not a curated record. Bases 111 to 1898 code for a protein of 595 amino acids.
ACCGCGGCCAUAUUCACUUAGCUUCACACAUUUCCCCCCCGUUAACAUUUCAUCUAUAUAAAUAGCACUAUAUAGUUUGCAUUACAGCUCAUCUUCGGUUCGGGUUAAUAAUGGAGGAAACAUCGGAAACACCGGAAACACAAGUAUCUGUGCCGGAGGUGACAAACGAGAGGCCGAAAAGGAAAGCGAGCUGUAAGAGAAAAUCGAGUUUCGCCGCGCCGGAUUCUUCACCCCCAGGAAGCAGCAGCAGCAACAACAACAGCCGACGGCCUUCAUUGAGAAGAGGAAGUUCUUUUGUCUUUCCCACCCCCGGCCCUCAGUGGGACUUCACUUUGAAACGGAAACGCAGGGAUAAAGAGGAAGAUGCAGUCAGUCUAUGCAGCUUUGAUUUUAAGGAACCCAGUACUAAGCGCGUACGGCCUCUGGGCCGAGUCACCUCGCUGGCGAACCUCAUCUCUCCCGCGAAGAAUGGGGCCGUCCGGCGCUUCGGUCAGACUCUGCAGGCUUCACUGCGGGGCGACGGGCGCUCUCCGGGCGUGCCCCAGCACAAGGCAGGCAGCAAGGCGGCGGCACCCACACCCCCCAAACGGCGUAACAGCACCCUUUGGUCUGAAACUCUGGACGUGCACCAAAAAGGCGCUUUCUCCAUGAAGGAGAUAAAAAGACAAGAGGCUAUAUUUGAGCUGUCUCGAGGAGAGCAGGACCUGAUUGAGGACCUUCAGCUUGCCCGCAAGGCAUACCAUGACCCAAUGUUAAAACUAUCAAUCAUGUCUGAAGAGGAGUUGACUGCCAUCUUCGGAGAUCUGGAUGCUUACAUCCCACUUCAUGAAGAUCUGUUGGCACAGCUGGCCAGAGCGACCGGCCCUGACGGGACAGUCCGAGAGAUCGGCCAGAUUGUAGUCAACUGGCUGCCCAGACUCAAUGCAUACCGAGCAUACUGCAGCAACCAGCUGGCAGCAAAAGCCCUGCUGGACCAGAAAAAGCAGGACCCAAAAGUUCAGGACUUCCUGCAGCGCUGUCUUGAGUCACCCUUCAGCAGGAAGCUCGAUCUCUGGAGCUUUCUCGACAUCCCCCGUUCACGGCUGGUCAAAUACCCGCUCCUGUUGAGAGAGAUCCUCCGACACACCCCACCUGAACACCCAGACACUGGCAGCCUGGAAGAAGCUGUCAGAAUUAUUCAGGGUGUGCUGACCGACAUUAACAUGAAGAAAGGCGAGUCCGAGUGCCAGUACUACAUCGAUAAACUGGAGUACUUAGACGACAGGCAGAAAGAUCCACGCUUAGAGCAGUGCAAGAGCCUGCUGUGCCAUGGCGAGCUACGUCACAAGAGCGGCACGAAACUGCACGUGUUCCUGUUCACUGAAGUUCUGGUCCUCACGCGACCCGUGAUGCGGAACGAACGCCAGUGUUUCCAGGUGUACCGGCAGCCCAUUCCUGUGCAAGACCUCGUCCUGGAGGACCUGCAGGACGGAGACGUGCGCAUGGGCGGCUCAUUCAGGGGGGCUUUCAGCAACUCGGAUAAAGCCAAGAACAUCUUCCGUGUGCGUUUCCAGGACGCCACUCAGGGUCAGUCACACACGCUUCAAGUCAACGACAUCUUCCACAAGCAGCAGUGGCUCAAUUGCCUGCGUAGUGCCAUGUCCGUUAUCCAGACCGACGCUUCCAGCGACACUUGCUGUGAUCGCCGUUCCUCCACGGCCUCCGCAAUCGUCCACAUGGAGGAGACGGACGAGAAUCAGCCUCAAAGCCAGGAGCCUCCCAGCCCCACACCUUCCACCAUCUCGACAUCGUCCUCGUCCUCAUCCUCAUCGUCGACAUCAUCUGGAUCGCCAAGAAAAUCUAAAAAGGACAAGCGUAUACUCUGCUCUUUGGGCAAGAGGAAGGAAACCAUGGUGUAGAGUGCGCUCUACAUGGACUAUAAGCUUGUCCCGAGCAAACUUUGUAUUUAUGUGUGUGUGUUGGAACCCUGAGGUUCUACGGCAGUGUUUUUUUUUUUUUUUUUUUUUUUACUGUCCUCAAUGGCAGCUAUAUCCCCUUCAAUUUCCCCCUACACACUCCGAAACCGAACCACAGGGCGCAAAUCCAGACCAGGGGAAAGGUUAUGUUGAGAAGUGUUUUACACACAUGCACACGCUUUCACUCAGUGACCAGUAUGAGACGGAACAUGACCACACAAGCCCUGUUUACUCUUAGUAUAAUAUUACUAUUAUUAUUACUUGGUUUGUAAUUAAAUGUUAUAUAUGUAUAUAUAUAUAUAUAUAUGUAUGUGUAUAUAUGUAUAUGUAUGUGUGUGUGUAUGUGUGUGUAUAUAUAUAUAUAUAUAUAUAUAUAUAUAUAUAUAUAUAUAUAUAUAUAUAUAUAUAUAUAUAUAUAUAUAUAUUCCCAGAAAUCAGAAAAUUACUGUAGCUCUUUUUUAUUAUUAUUUGUAUUUUUAUUUUUUUAUAGAAACAGCACUGUAGCUUUUAGCUGAAAAAAACUGUGUAUGCAAAAAUACAAUAAGGGGGAAAAAAACAGCUGUAAGAAAAGAAAUGAUCAGAAUAUAAGUCUACUGAGGGGGUUGAAUUUCAGCAUAAUCCUUUUAAAUCAGUAUGAUGUUUUAUCAGCUUGACACUUUGCUGUAUGGAUUGUACACAAAACAGAAUUCAUUGAAAUCCAUUUGUUCUUGAAAACCAAAAGAAAUCAGUCAAAUUGUGAUUUGAGACACUAAGAUCUACUAAUCACAAAGAUCAGGAUAUGUGGUAUUAUUUUACUCAUGUAAAAUUGAAACUGAGCCAUGUUGGCUUUUUUUUCUUUUCUUUUCUUUUUUUUUUUUUUUUUUUUUUUUUUUAAGAAAGCUAACUUCCAGAUACAUUUUCAAUGUAGCAUCUUGCAUGGAGCAUUACUUGUACAAUGGCGUGUAAAUGCUUGUAUAAAUAGAAGAGUUUGUGGAAAUCUCAGGCAAGGAACUUGCAUGUUGUAAGAGGGCUUUAGAUAUGUUGUUUAUAAGAGCGUUUGUUUGAAAUGCAGUGAGAGAAUAUUGUGUCUUUGAUUCUUGAUACUGAGCUUCAUCACAGCUUUUGGUUGUGUUCCAUCUUAGUGUCCUGAACGAAGCACAAAUGUCUGAUGGAUUGGUGAAAAGCCAAUGAACGUAGUUUACUAGGAACGAUAAAAAGCAUGUAGAAAGAAAGGUAAAAGUGAAUGUUAGGUAGAAAAAAAGGCAUCAAAAGUUGUUUGUAUAAAAGACAAAAAUGUGUUGAUGUUUGAUGAGAGCUUGUAAAUUUGUUCACUGUAUAAAGAGAACAUAGUUAAAGGGACAAUAAAGAUCUGUGUAAGAUAUGCAUCUGAAAA